UACGCAUGCGCACUAUCCUAAAUUUGGCCUGUGGGUCUCUCGGGCGCUUGUGAUGCGCUGAGAUCUUCGUCCGCCGCUCGGCGCCUCCACACAACUCGGUGCACCCGCACUUCACUCGGCUCGUUCUGCUGACGAGAAGGCGACGAAGCGCGUGAACCGCCCCGCAGCCAGCGUCUGUGAGUCACCGCCGCCGGGGAAGGCUACCGAAGUUCUCAGAUGAGCACUGAUGUAGCGGUGUUGUGACGUCGUGGUCGUCGCGUCUUCCCCCCUCCCUCUCUACCUCCUGCCUCGCUGCAUGACCUCAGACAACAGACGUACCUACGAGGGGGAACCCGCCCCUUUUCCUCUGGCCUCCCGACCGGUUGCCACAACGUCCUCGUCUCAUCUUUCAACUCAUCUCCAGCUGAAGGAGCAGCAGGAUUUUUUUUUUCUUUCCUCAUAGCAGUUGAACACCUCCACCCUUGGCCAGUGGAGGUGUUGGAGAGCUCUUCGUCCCUCCCCUGCCUUGUUUCCCUCUUGAAUCUUUAAGAAUAUAUAUAUAUAUAUUUUUUUUUUCUUCUCCUGGUUGGCGCGUGUCCGGUUCCCGCCGGGCCCCGUGUGACAUUUUCGAAACUGGGGCGCGAUUCGUGGGAUGCGACCAUGUCGGAUCUCAGCGAGCGCAGGCCGGUCAACACGGACUACGCUGUCUCCCUGCUGGAGCAGCUCAAGUUCUUUUACGAACAGAAGUUACUGACUGACGUCGUGCUGCUGGUGGAGGAAGCAGAGUUCCCGUGUCACAAGAUGGUGCUGGCCACGUGCAGCUCCUAUUUCAGGGCGAUGUUCAUGAGCGGCCUCAGCGAGAGCAAGCAGACCCACGUCCACCUGAGGAACGUGGACCCGGCCACGCUGCAGAUCAUCAUCAGCUACGCCUACACGGGCAACCUGGCCAUCAGCGACAGCACGGUGGAGCCGCUCUACGAGACAGCCUGCUUCCUACAGGUGGAGGACGUCCUACUGCAGUGCAGGGACUACCUGGUGAAGAAGAUCAACGCCGAGAACUGCGUCCGCAUGCUGAGCAUAGGCGACAUGUUCAGCUGCAGCGAGCUGAAGCAGAGCUCCAAGCGCAUGGUGGAACACAAGUUCCCCAUGGUGUACCGGCAGGAGGCCUUCCUGCAGCUCUCCCACGAGCUGCUGAUCGACGUCCUGAGCAGCGACAACCUCAACGUGGAGAAGGAGGAGACGGUGCGCGAGGCGGCCAUGCUGUGGCUGGAGUACAACAUGGACGCGCGUUCGCAGCACCUGUCCUCCGUGCUCAGUCAGAUCCGCAUCGACGCGCUGUCGGAGGUGACGCAGCGCGCCUGGUUCCAGGGCCUGCCGCCCAACGACAAGUCGGUGGUGGUGCAGGGCCUCUACAAGUCCAUGCCCAAGUUCUUCAAGCCUCGGCUGGGCAUGACCAAGGAGGAGAUGCUGAUCUUCAUGGAGGCGCUGUCCGAGACGCAGGUGGAGGGCUACGUGAUGGCGGGGCCCCUGCUCACGACGGUGGUGUGUUACAGUCCGCAGGCGGAGAAGGUCUACAAGCUCACCAACCCCCCGGGCGACCUGCAGAAGGUGGGGACCCUCGUCACGCCCGACAACGACGUGUUCAUCGCCGGCGGACAGAUCCCACUCAAGAGCUCCAUCACCAACCACGGCAAGCUGCAGGCGGUCUUCCGCUCGGUCGACAGCUUCUUCUGGUUCGACGCGCAGCAGAACGCCUGGGUGCCCAAAACCCCCAUGCUGUGCGCCCGCAUCAAGCCCUCGCUGGUCCACUGCGAGGGCUACAUCUACGCCAUCGGCGGGGACAACGUCGGCGGUGAGCUGAACAAGCGCACGGUGGAGCGCUACGACUGCGAGAAGGACGAGUGGAGCAUGAUGAGUCCCCUGCCCUUCGCCUGGAACUGGAGCACGUCCGUGGUGGCGCACGACUGCAUCUACGUGAUGACCCACGACCUGAUGUACUGCUACUUCCCCCGCGCCGACACCUGGGUGGAGAUGGCCAUGCGCAAGACCAGCCGCUGCUUCGCCUCGGCGGCCGCCUUCGGCGACCUCAUCUUCUACGUCGGCGGCCUGCACGUCGUCAGCAACUCAGGCAUCCGCCUGCCGACGAGCACCAUCGACGGCUCGUCCGUCACCGUGGAGAUCUACGACGUGAACAAGAACGAGUGGCGCCUCGCCGCCAACAUCCCCGCCAAGCGCUACUCAGACCCGUGCGUGCGCGCCGUGGUGCUGCUCAACUCGCUGUGCAUCUUCAUGCGUGAGACGCACAUGAACGAGCGCGCCAAGUACGCCAUCUACCAGUACGACGUGGAGCUGGACUGCUGGUACCUGCGGCAGCCCGUGUCCGAGCGCGUGCUCUGGGACCUGGGUAAGGACUUCCGAUGCGCAGUGGGGAAGCUGUACCCGUCCUGCCUGGAGGAGUCCCCCUGGAAGCCCCCCACUUACCUCUUCUCCCCCGACGGGGCCGAGGAGUUCGAGGUGGACGGGGAGCUGGUGACCCUCCCUCACGUAUAGCUCUUAACCUCCCCUCCCCCUCCGCCGCCUCGCUGACUGACCCAGGACUCUGUAACACUGAGGGACGAACACGAUGGACGGUUAGUUUGUUGAACGGCGACAAGAAGCUCGGAGCUGAACAAAAAGAAGCCCCCUGAAAAAAAUACUAGUAAUCUGAACAUUUCUGUUUUUUUGGUUUUUAUUUUCUUAUUUUUUUGUCAUUGGUGACACCUGUUAGAUAUUAUUAUUAUUACAGGCCUGUCAUACUGUUUCUACAAUGUGAUAAUCUAAAUGUUUUGUUUUUUUUGGUGAUGAUGAGGAUGAUGAUGAUGAUGCACUUAACUGGUAAAAACCUUCUCGGAGCGACUAUGGCAACUGUACCAAACCCCCUAACCCCCUCCCUCUCUUCUCUCACCACUGAUUAAAGGAAUACUCCGCGGAACUUUUUUUUUUAACGUGUAGGCUCUGAGAAGUUCGUACCUUUUUGCUCCGUCGUGGAAGAAAAGCACUUGUCGCCUCAAACUACCAAACGACUCUCGUCCAAAACUCCUCAAACCUUUUUCAUUGCAGCAUUAAUCCACUUCUCUAAUAUUUUCUACUCCCGUGUUCAGAAUGUUCCGAGCUUUUCGCGAUUUUUUUUGUUUUUGUUUUGUUUCCCACAACGAGGUGAUGGCAUGAAGAGACGUCGCUCUGUGGUGAGGAACUUUUAAAGUGUCUGGAACUUCGUGAGCUCGUUGAUCUGAAGCGGAGACGUCGAUCGUGCUGCAGGAAAAUGGUUUGAGAAGAUUUUUUUCAUUUUUCAAACCAAUAAUCCAAAACUGCAAAAAGAAAUCAAUUUAUGAUCAUAUAUUAAAAAAACGAUGGUUACCUCAUACUACCUCUUUUUUUAAAUUCGGGUUUUCUCAUUUUUCUCUUUUUAUAACAAAGUUAAUUAAAAUGUGUGGAUGACGAGACGAGCGACUCGAGACGUCGGCUUGAGCUUGUGCGACCUGGGCGAAAUUUUAUAAGCUAAAUUUUUAGAUACAAAUUGAUAAAUGAAUCCAUAAUAAAAAAUGCCAGACGCCUGGAAAAUUCCCGCCCCGACGUUCCCAGAUCUUUAAAGUGACGUCUUCAAACCUUUAAUACCCCUAUUAAGUGUAAAAUCUACAAAUCAUGUAAAUACGGAGAUUUAAGAAAUCACUUAAUUGUGGAGAUACUUACAAAUUUCAAAUCCUAAUUUAUACUGUGUAUAUAUGUAUAUAUACAUAUAUAUAUAUGUAUAUAUAUUACUGCAAAUGUUAGAGUGAACUACACACUUCUCAGAGCCUUUCUAGAGAUUAACUUUUUCUCGGAGUAUUUCCUCGAGAUAGGAUCAUCGUCUGUUUCCUCAAAAAUAAGAAAAGGGCCCCGCAGACCAGAGGAGCAAGGGGCCAAGGUUUCUUCCCGGAGCCGGAGCGCCGACGGGGGGAAACCAGUGAGAGAGAGGAGGUUCAGAAGACCGGGGCGACUGCAGGUCCGGUCGCCCGGCGCCGCCUCUCAGCCGCCGCCGCCCGGCGCUCCGCCCUCGACCCACACGGGUUCUUCCACACAGCCGGCGUUCCCACCUCACUCUUUAUCCAUCCUCACAUGAUCAUGACACUCGCUUUUUUUUUCUUCUUUCCACGAAGGUCUACACACACACACACACACACACACACACACACACACACACACACACACACACACACACACACACACGACUCCACUCUCAGUACAAACAGGUUUCAGGCUCAUGCAUUGUUUUUUUUGUUUUUAUUUUUUUAUUAUUCCCAAGCUGCUGAAAUAUAUAUAAAUUAUAAUAAAUAUAUAUUUUUCAUAUGUUUUAACAGACAGUGUUUUAGUGUGGAGGAAAAUAACCAGGUCUAUUUUGUAUUAGUGUCUUUUUUUAAUUUAACAUCAGACAUUACUGUAGUGUGAUUGUGGGUAGAUUUCCAUUUUUCCUAAGUUUUUUUCUCCUUUUUUUUUUCUGAGUGAAAUAUUGAGGAUUCUUGCUGCUGAUUGGUUGUGAGAGGAGAGGGCUGGCCCAGGGCUGUUGCUACGGAAAUCGUCCCGGCAACCACUAGCUGUAGUGGAGGGGUGGGGUGGUUUUGGGUGGGGAGGGGAGGGGAGGGGUCUCCCUUCCUACCUGUUGAAAUCAUGAGCACAGGUGCUUCAUGAUGAACCCUUACUAGCAUGUCUGGCUGCAUCAUAUUCCUUUGGCACUGUAUUUUGAAUGAACGUUAAUUUAUUAAAAAACAUACCAAAAACGUUCCUGAAA
This is a messenger RNA of Scophthalmus maximus (turbot), 4783 nucleotides long. RefSeq names its product kelch repeat and BTB (POZ) domain containing 2 (gene kbtbd2). The record is from RefSeq and is a predicted model, not a curated record. Lineage: Eukaryota; Metazoa; Chordata; Actinopteri; Pleuronectiformes; Scophthalmidae. Gene Ontology annotation, molecular function: protein binding. The coding region runs from base 640 to 2529 and encodes 629 amino acids. The transcript is spliced from 4 exons.